CCCUUUAUUUUCUGAGGAUGGAGAUCUUCUAAUAAAUAUUAAACGCAACACAACAAAGCACUAAUCACUUAAACUAGCUGUGUUUCUGUUUGGUCUUCUUGUAAAAGUCUCUGACUCUCCCUUUUUAUUGCCGAGUCCAUUGCACCGUCUCAAAGACUGGUUUCAUUUCUCCUCCUCUUUCUCUACAAACAGUUGCUGAUUCAUGGCCAAAGGCAGCAGUGGACUCUCUCUUGAUUUAGAUCCUAUUGCUGGUAACAACUUCUUUCUUCAUCUCCCAACUGUGCUUAAUUCUUUUCCCGAAGAUCAACAUCACCAUCACCAUCACCAUCACCAUCAUCACAACAAGUGGAAAAUCACUUCUCUCAUGGAUGCAAAGAGGUCUCCUCCUUCAACUAUUCAGUUCCCUGUCUGUCUUAAUUCCUCUGAUUAUCAACAGUCUUCCCAACUGUCUGAUGAUAAAAGAACGGUCAUUGAUGAGAUGGACUUUUUUGCCGACAAAAAACAUGAAAUCACCAAUAUUAAUGAUAACCCUCGGGAUAAAGAUAACUCUAACGAACCCAACGGAUUACAACUUAAUGUACAUACUGGUUUGAAUCUUCUCACUACUAGUGAUCAGUCCAUGGUGGAUGAUGGGAUAUCUUCAAGUAGGGAAGAAAGAAGAAGAGCUAAAAGUGAGUAUGCCCUUGUUCAAGCUGAGGUUGAACGAUUGAAAGCGGAGAAUCAACGUUUAAGAGGCAUGCUGAACCAGGUUAAAAGCAAUUACAAUAUUCUGCAGAUGCAUUUGAUAACACUUGGCCAACAAGAAGAACAAAAAUCUGGCAAUAAUGAAGAACAAAAGGGAGAAAAGAAACAAACUGAAGGUUUUUUAGCACCAAGGCAGUUUAUGGAUCUUGGUUUGGCGUCCAAUACCGAAGAUAACGAUGAGCCUUCACAUUCUUCGUCGCAUACAGGGUCAGGAAAUAAUGAACAGAAUGGUGCUUCAUUUGAUCAAGAUAAUAAAAAACUUGUUAGAAGAGAUGACAGCCCAGAUCAAGGCUAUGGGGCUAAUAAGGUUCCUAAAUUUAAUCCUUCCUCAAAAGAUGUUGAUCAAACUGAGGCUACCAUUAGGAAGGCACGUGUAUCGGUUAGAGCAAGAUCGGAGGCUCCCAUGAUUAAUGAUGGGUGCCAAUGGAGAAAGUAUGGACAAAAGAUGGCUAAGGGAAAUCCUUGUCCGCGAGCAUACUAUCGAUGCACCAUGGCAACUGGUUGCCCAGUUAGAAAACAGGUACAAAGAUGUGCUGAAGAUCGGGAAAUUUUGAUCACAACAUAUGAAGGAAAUCACAACCAUCCCUUGCCACCAGCGGCAAUGGCUAUGGCAUCAACUACAUCAUCAGCAGCACGGCUGCUACUAUCGGGUUCAAUGUCAAGUGCUGAUGGAAUAAUGAACCCAAAUUUUCUAGCAAGAACUCUCCUCCCAUGUUCCUCUAGCAUGGCCACAAUAUCAGCUUCAGCCCCUUUCCCCACUGUGACAUUAGACCUUACAGAAACUCCCAACCCUUUACAACUCCAGAGGUCACCAAACCAAUUUAAUAUCCCAUUUCCAAACUCACCUCAUAAUAUUUCCAAUGCCCCAGUUGCUUCCUUGUUGCCCCAAAUAUUCGAGCAGGCACUUUAUAACCAAUCAAAAUUUUCUGGCCUACAAAUGUCUCAAGACAUAGACCCUUCUCAAUUGGGUCAUCAGUCACAGUUGCAACCACCAGCAUUGCACCAAGGCCAACCUAACUCAUUGCUUACUGAUACUGUAACCGCAGCCACCGCGGCCAUUGCAGCUGAUCCCAACUUCACUGCCGCUGUAGCUGCAGCUAUCACGUCAAUCAUUAAUGGCAGUGCCCAUCCAGACAAUGUCAUCAACGAUAAUACAAAAAUCCCCGCAACAACAACCACAAAUAGCAAUGGCAAAUUUACUCCCAGCAACAGCAUUGGCAAUGACAAGUUUUCAAGUGAAUUGAAGUAAAUUAAGUUGCUGUAAGCUCUUCAUAAUUUCUUUUUCUUUUUCCAAGUUUUAUGUACACAUGUUCAAAUCUUUGCUCUUAAAGUCGGAUUAAAUGUAGGUCCGUUAUCCUUGCUUCAAUGCGAAGUCAAAAAAAUUGAAGAAAUAAAUAAAAAAAAGUAAUGCGUGUUAGAUUAUAA
Molecule: messenger RNA, 2169 nt
Organism: Mangifera indica (mango)
Lineage: Eukaryota; Viridiplantae; Streptophyta; Magnoliopsida; Sapindales; Anacardiaceae
Product: probable WRKY transcription factor 31
Exons: 5
Coding region: 203-1993 (596 amino acids)
Biological process (GO): regulation of DNA-templated transcription
Molecular function (GO): DNA-binding transcription factor activity; sequence-specific DNA binding
Source: RefSeq, a predicted model, not a curated record